Lodderomyces orthopsilosis Co 90-125 is the source of this 2082-nucleotide messenger RNA. Its product is annotated as protein kinase activating protein. The transcript has a single exon. Lineage: Eukaryota; Fungi; Ascomycota; Pichiomycetes; Serinales; Debaryomycetaceae. The record is from RefSeq and is a predicted model, not a curated record. The coding region runs from base 1 to 2082 and encodes 693 amino acids. Gene Ontology annotation, biological process: mitotic G2 DNA damage checkpoint signaling; DNA replication initiation; mitotic DNA replication checkpoint signaling.
AUGCAUUCACGAAAACCAUUUUUAGGACUAACAUUUUGCUGCACGGGAGUUGAAACAACUACGAGAAACGAAAUCAUGAGGAUAAUUGAGUCAAUGGGCGGUGUACAGCAUCUAGAUCUCAUGACCGAUGUACAGUACCUUAUUGUGGGAAAUAGGAAAACUCAAAAAUACCAAUUCUGUAUCAAGAACCGACUAGAUAUAAAGUAUUUAACGAAGGAUGCCGUAUUCAAAAUCCACGAGCAAUGGCUAAUAGGUGAUGACGACGUGGAAAAGUUACUAGAUGAACACAAGCUACCCAUAUUUAGCGAAAUCAGUGUUUGUUUCUCACGGGUGGAAAUGUCUCAGUCUCAUAUCAAGCACCUACUAAAUUCCAGUUUCAGGCGUACUAGAGAAGAGCAAUUUUCUGAAAGGCUGCUCCUAAGACAAUUUACCCAGAAUGGAGGCGUGGCAAAAGACUCUCUACUGAACCAUCAAGAUUGCAUGAUCAGUGCUGAUCCUAGGGGUACGAGGUACAACAAGGCAAAGGAAUGGGGCAUUCCUGUGAUACACCCUGUUUGGAUCAUUGAUAGCAUAAUACGAGGUGCAGCUUUGGACUACAAUGAUUAUUUAUUGACGAAUGAUAUGGAGGAGCUGUACGAGAACGGUUGUAAUGUUUGGCUGAAAUUGGCCAGUGAAGAAAAAAGACCGGCGACCAGGCAGUCAAUCAGGCAGCCCAUAGAGGGACCAAAGAAACUUAAUCGUGGGAAGAAGACGGAAAUAUGGAAUUCAAUUAUGGAUCACACAAAUUAUGAUAGAAAGGGAUUGAUGGCAGAUAAAACUUGGGAUGAAGAAAGUGAUUCCGAGAACAACGAGGAGAUCGAAAUUGUCAAGCCGGUUGAGACGAAGGGCAGAAGCAGCUUGUUUCUAGGAUUCAAGUUUCUUUUGGUUGGAUUCACAGCCAGGGAGUCUGAUUUGUUAAGCGGUGGAAUUGAAGCGUUUCAAGGAGAGAUUACAGCAGAUAUUAAUGACACAACCAUGACACAUAUCAUUGCCCCAGCGAAUAAAGGAAGUGACGCAUCUAAUUUGUUACGUACUAUACCCAAUGGGAUCAGACUGAUGGUCACGAGUGGCGAUAUCAAGGUAGUGACUGAAUUUUUUAUUGAAAGGUGCAUCUUUUACAAAAAGGUGGUGUUGGACAGGUGGGGACAACCCAUCAAAGGAUUGAUAAAUUCGUCAAGAAAAUUCAAAGUGUCGACAUCAGGUUUCACCGGCAUUGAGUUGUUGCAUAUAGAAAAGUUGACCAAGUUUCUAAACUUUGAAUACUGUGAAUCAUUUUCGGAGCAGCGAGAUUUGUUAAUUCUCAACAUCAACUUAUUCAAGGAGAGCUUUAUGAAGAAUUUGCCAAAAUUGUUUCAGUACCCACACAAGGAUAUCCUCAAUUGUCCCACGUAUCAAUCGGGCCAAUCUUCAGUAUCACUUUUAUCAGCAAAGAACAAGAUCGACGCUGCAAAGAAGUGGAAUAUACCUGUAGUAUCAAUUGCUUACUUGUGGGAGAUAUUUGAAAAAUCACAGUACAAAUCUAUGUUAAUAGUUCCUGAGUUGAACGAUCCUCAAUGGUGUAUUCAUGCUCCCAUCAAUUACAUCCGGCCAAAGUCAUUGAUUGAGUAUAUAAAGAGUAUGGGCGAGACAACGUCGAUCAGAAACAGUGGGGACAAAAAUAAAGAGAAUUCGGAUGCCGUAAAACUACCGUCUCCGAGAAAGGUUAGACCAAAGCAGAAAUAUGGUAAAUUAAUGGGAAGUGUGUCGCCACUGUCAAUGAGGAGCAAGCUAAUGGAUGUGGCAAAGAGUUCAAUGACAUCAAGAUCAACCAUUGUUAUGGACGAUGAGAAAGAUGAAGGAGAAGGUACCGAUGUACCAGAAACCGAAUUAAAUUGUGACGUCACAAACGACGAAGAUAUGUCCUCUCAAGUUAGAUAUGAGGAUGUCGAGUCAAUGAUGAAUCAAGAGCGCCUAUUGAAGAAGUUGGAGGAAGAGUCGCCCCAGUAUAGACGAGAGUUGACUGCAAAUGGUAGCACAGCCAAACGACGCAAGACAAAAGGGUAA